GGCGGGUAACCUGGCGAGGGCGGGCGGGACAGCUCCAGAGAGCGGAGAGGAGGCCGGGGUUUCUCCGAAGACCCGGCCCUGAGGAUCCCUCACCGCGAGGAAGGACCAUCGCUAUGGAAACCAGAGCGUGGGACGGCCCGGGAUUGUGGCUCCCGGAUGGUGGUGACCGGUCUUCUCUCUCCCCGAGACCCUCGCCCACUUCGGGCGAGGUUGCUUCCUGAACGAACCUGCUCUCUCGCCCCCAAGAGAAAGUUUCCCAUGGCACAGCCUAGCAGAAAGAUGCAGCCUUUGUGCCUCACUGGCCGCUGACCCACUGGCCUGAUGACAGCACCCCCGUGUACCUUUCCGGUUCAGUUCCGGCAGCCAUCAGUCAGCGGCCUCUCACAGAUCACCAGCAGCCUAUACAUCAGCAAUGGGGUGGCUGCCAACAACAAGCUCAUGCUCUCCAGCAACCGGAUCACCACGGUCAUCAAUGUCUCGGUAGAAGUGGUGAACACUUUAUACGAGGACAUCCAGUAUGUACAGGUGCCGGUGGCUGACACACCCAUCUCACGUCUCUGUGACUUCUUUGACCCCAUUGCUGACCACAUCCACAGUGUGGAGAUGAAGCAGGGCCGCACACUGCUGCACUGCGCUGCUGGCGUGAGCCGCUCAGCUGCCCUCUGCCUUGCCUACCUCAUGAAGUACCAUGCCAUGUCCCUGCUGGACGCCCACACGUGGACCAAGUCAUGCCGGCCCAUCAUCCGGCCCAACAAUGGCUUUUGGGAGCAGCUCAUCCACUAUGAGUUCCAGCUCUUUGGCAAGAACUCCGUGCACAUGGUCAGCUCCCCUAUGGGAGUAAUCCCUGACAUCUACGAGAAGGAGGUCCAUUUGAUGAUUCCACUGUGAGCCAUCUCACCAGCCUCUGUGCCCAGGUCAAAGGUGCAGAUCUGCUGUUGACCGAGAUCUGAACUUAAACGUUCUACUGUUGUUACAGAAAAAACAGAUGAUGCCUUUUAUAAGGAUCAGGAAAAAAAGGAAAGGUGCUGUAGUUUUUAACCUUAUUAUCCAUAUCUUCAAAGAUUAAAUUCACUAACUGUACGAUGGUGCAGGUAAGUUUCCUACCCUGUGAGUGACAGGUCAUGGCUGCUGGCCAGAUGGGAGAGAAAGGCAAGUGCCCAGGUCAAAUGGACCAGUGCCUAAAGCAUAUGGCAAGCUUGGAAGCCUGCUGCCCUCCCACAGACCGACCAACCCACAAACGAGGCAGCCACCAUUCCACUUCACUCUUUCAAACCCAAAGCCAGAGCCUUAAGCAUCAUGGCGCCUCCUGUGCCACUCACAGUCAGUGCCAACCUACUAGAUAAAUGGCCUUCAGGUGGUGCUCUGGGAGCCCUGGGGGCCCAGGCCAACCCUGCUUCUACCUUCAGCCACAGGGACCCAACUCUGGUUUUCUGGAUUGGAUUUACACAUGACAUAGUUUUCAAAGAAAGCAUUCCAUUGUAUAAAACUAAAAAAAAAAUUUUUUUUUUUAGUGCUAUUGUAGGUGGCAAGGUCUCAAAGUACCCAUGGCAGUCCCCCGCCGGCCUUUGAUGGUGGCAUUAGUUUCCUUCUUAGAGACACAUGUGGAGAGCAGGCCUGACAUCAGGCUUCAGGGGUUCCUCUCACAGGUCUUGAUUUGGAAGGCCAGAGCUGCAGACUGGAACCUAGCCUUGUCACCUCCUCCCUAUAUGAUUUGGGACCUCUUGGAGCCUCAGCUUUCUCAUCUGUCCAAGCAAUUACAGCCCUUUUCUCCCAGCAUUGUCAUGAAGAUUCAGCAAUUCCUUAACUUGGUGCCUGACACAUGGUCAGGGCUUAUGGUAGCAACUCUAGGCAUGAAUGAUGCUUUGACCCUGCUGGUCCCGGUUAUCGCGGUCAUCCUCGCAAUGGCAUUUCCCCUAUCUUUGCACAACCCUUUACUGUUUACAAAAUGUUCUUCCAAAAAGUCCUCCUGUGUGAAAAAAAAAAAUGGUUUAAGUCCCUUCACACCCUACUUUAGAAGAGGCCUAGCUUCUUAGCCUUUUCAGAGAUCCCAUUGCAUUUAAUCCAUGCAUGCCCUGGGGGUCCUAAAGCAAGGAGCACUCUUCCAGAUUCCCCACAAAGGCCUUGUUUAGAUUGCUGACCACUAAAGCCAGUGCCCUGGUCUGGCUAACCACCUGGGUCUAUGAGGGCACAUGACAAAGGGACAAAUGAGUGGGCCCAACCUAUAGACCCUGAAAUCCAAGAUGGUUCAAACCUCCCAAGGACCUGAGGAUCUGACUCAAGACCAGCAAUUCUAAUCCAGAGGUUUUCAAAUGAACAAUAUAGGAGACAAAAGCACAACUUCUCUGUGGGUCGAGUCCAGUGGAAGCCAAAUGCCUUCUACCCCACCCCCACUUCCAUGACGGGCAUGCCCAAGGGUACAAUUUUAGAGUGUGGGGGAGAAGGAAAAUCACUGCUGUAGACUGACUUCUCGUUUUAUAGGUGAAUAAACAGACCCCCAAACACCAGGGCUGGUGUGGCAGAGCCCCCACAAAGCAGACUUUCUGGAAUAAACCCAAGUGGGAAAUUUCUUCUAUAGCCUUCUUAAAAAGAAAUUGAUUGGGACAUGUUUUAUCUUCAUUUUUAAAAACUUUGAAUUAAUAUACCAUAAAAUUAACUUUUUUGUAUGUACAGUUCUGUUUUAACCCAUUUGUGUAACUACCUCUGCAGUUAGAACACAGCAGUUCCAUCACCCAAAAAAUUAUCUGAUGUCACCUCUUUGUUGUCAAACCUUUGCUCCACUCAAGCCUCUGGCACACACCAAUCUGUUCUCCAUUCCUGAAGAUUUGCCUUUUCUAGAAUGUCGCAUCCAUAGCAUCAUAGAGGAUGUAAUCUCUGGAGACUGGCUUCUUUAGUAUGUCUUUGAGAUUCAUUCAGGUUGUUUUUUAUAGCUAAGUAGUGUUCCAAUGUGCAGAUGUACCACAGUUUGUUUUUUAAUAUUCACCCAUUGAAGGAUAUUUGGGUUUCCAGUUUGGGGUGAUUUUGAAUAAAACUGCUACAAACA
Molecule: messenger RNA, 3040 nt
Organism: Felis catus (domestic cat)
Lineage: Eukaryota; Metazoa; Chordata; Mammalia; Carnivora; Felidae
Gene: DUSP18
Product: dual specificity phosphatase 18
Exons: 2
Coding region: 322-888 (188 amino acids)
Biological process (GO): protein dephosphorylation
Molecular function (GO): MAP kinase tyrosine/serine/threonine phosphatase activity
Source: RefSeq, a predicted model, not a curated record